Messenger RNA from Dermacentor andersoni, 2400 nucleotides. Its product is annotated as VPS9 domain-containing protein 1-like. Gene Ontology annotation, molecular function: guanyl-nucleotide exchange factor activity; small GTPase binding. The record is from RefSeq and is a predicted model, not a curated record. NCBI's taxonomy places the organism in Eukaryota, Metazoa, Arthropoda, Arachnida, Ixodida, Ixodidae. Gene Ontology annotation, biological process: vesicle-mediated transport. Gene Ontology annotation, cellular component: cytosol; endocytic vesicle.
ACGAUCGGGCGUCGUACUGUUGCAGCUGCUGCCUAUUACAUGGAAACACCUGGCUGCUUUAGUUCCUGGCCUUUGGACUGGCGCUUCCUGCGUUUCGCAUCACUCGAACGCAGCCGCUGGUCGUCGCAGGGCGGUUUAUGCACGGCUGCGCAAUUUUGCCUCACUUCAGACGUGCAUAGCGAAACUACGCGUGCAAGUACACGGACUAUCAAAAAUGUGCGAUCGGUUUGGUUUAGUGUUGCAACUGGUAUCUCAGGCUCUUGGCCAGGACGAUCGAAAUGAGUAUGAGAAAGCCUAUGUAAACUAUUUAAAAAGCCUGGACGCCAUUGCUGCCAGCUUGCUGAAGGAUUACGAGUCUCAUGGCAUCCCAGAGACUCCAGUACCUGUGAACAAUGCCAAAAAAGUUAUUUCUGUUGCAAGGCAAUGCCUAGACAGAGCGGAAAAGAUAAUAGGAACAUCACUGAACCAGUUCUAUGCUGAACAAGAAAGAUGUAAUGAAACCUAUUCAUGUCCAUUGCCUACUGUUGAGUUGGAGACCCCAUGCACACCUGAGGUACUAAGUGGGGCAGGUCUGCCAUCUGUGGCAUUUUUGGCUCCUCGGAUUCUGUCACGACAGUCACAUCAGCAGCCACACUCGGAUGCCUCUUCUGAUGCUGCACUGCUCUCCAACCCCAUGUUUACUGUGAGAACAUGUGGUACACUCGCAAAGACCAAAGUAACAAGGAGAGUGCUGUCACCUAUGGAACAAAUGGAACAAGAGAACACUGCUGUGUGUCAGCGUUACCAUGCACUUAUUCAACGGACUGUGGACCCCAUGGCCAAACAGAAUCUGCGCCUUGAACUUCAGCGCCGACUAAUGGAUAACCUGAUGGCUGGAAGGAAGAAACAGGCAGAGUAUCUGAGAAACCUCCAAGAGCAAGAAAAGAAAAUUGCUGAAAUGGCUGCAAGAAAAUUGCAGGGUUCUGGGGAGUGCAUAACACCAGAAGAGAAGCGACAGCAGGAGCUUUUUGCCAGAAUUCUGCAGUAUGAAAACAACCGUGAGUGGCCUCCAGCUCUUCAAGACAUGCUUGAAUCUCAUCCAAAGAAUCCGAAAGUCGCAAGGCAUAUUGUGAUGCACAUUCUUGGGGACUCCAAACAUCCUCUAAGCCAGUGGCUGGCUAAAGAGCGCGUCGCAUUGCAGCGAGAGAUUGUGAUGGCCCUGGAUAGCAGGAGCCAUCUGGUGGCAGCUCCUAAGGAACCCUCAAGUGGUGGCAAUCAACGAUCCGUAGCCUGUGCCCAUGUGGAAAGUGUUCUUCGAACUGCACUACUACUGCUAGGUUUGACGCUUGAGCCACUGAAAGACCCUGCUGCUCAAGAAGUAUGCUACAGUGUGCUCGAAGACCACUUCACCUGGCCACUGUGGCCACACCUUCUGGCCACUGUCAGGUUAGAAAACCUUUCAGGGGAGCAGCGUGUGGCAACCACCAUUAGCCAGCUGGCCUCAGCAUCAGCUGAGGAGAUGCACGUCUCACCUUGCCUGCACAAGAGUCCCGCUCUAAGUGAGGCAGUGGGCAUGCUGCGCACUGUGCCUCGGCUUGGCCCUAGUCAUAAACUACGUGUACUGGUUCAUGUCACUCGGCUGGUUUGUACAGAACCUCUUGCAAGCGAAGAUGAACACCAUAGGAAGCUAAUGGGAGCUGAUGACCUCAUUCCUGCAUUAAUUUACAUCUUGGUGCAGUCAAAGGUACCACAGCUGUAUUCUGAAUACCUUGCACUUGAGCAAAUACUAGAUUCUAGGUACAUGCUUGGAGAAGAAGGGUAUUGCUUAGCUUCAGUCCUGAUGGCCUUCAAGUACCUGGAAUCACUACCUUGAGCCAGACAACCAAGCUUUUAUUUUCUGAACUUCUGUGAAGCUACUUUUUUUUAACAAAUGAGUGAACUUUCAGAUCUUGUUUAAAGGCUGAAAACUCGAUAGGUAAAGGUGACACUUUCUAUCUCCAGCAUUUAGUGGAACUUUGCCAACAGUAUGUGAACUUAAGUUUCGCUACCAUGCCCAAUUUAUGGACUGGCAAAGUGCUUGAGCUAAUUGUGCUCAAACUACAAGCUGUUUUUCAUACUUGAGAUUCGCAUUAUGACUGCUUGAUGAUAAUGCGAAGUCCCUAACAUUAGGGCAAGCAAGCAGCUCUGUAGUACUACAGUGUCAUUAAGUGUUGGACUCCUGUUCAAAAUAGUUGACUACAUGCCUAAACAGUGCUGCCAGUCUGAAAACAGUCAUGUACGUUACUGUUCUCCGCGAGUGGCAUGCUACGGGUAUGUUAGUGUUGCUCAAAUGGUUCUGUGCUCACACAAAAUGCGCGCAGAAACGGCCAUAUUUGAAUUGUUGAUUCUGUACAGUCAAUAAAGACGUAUUUAAUGAAUUGA